AUGAUUCAGGUAAUAACAUCAUGCCCCUCUUCCUGCGUGGUAUGCUCUGAAGAUAUUACUCUAUGUCAAGGAUUAACAUACAUACUAGCCGUUCCUGCAUCUACCAAGGCUUUAAUUAUAAUGGAUGGAAACAUCACUUCAGUAGAAGGUUUUAACCUGUCGUUCCUGCUAAAUGCAACUUUACUAAGACUCAGCACUAAUGGGAUUACAACAAUCAGAGAUGAUGCCUUUCUUGGACUUCGGACCCUGAAGACUUUAUUUCUGGAUCAGAAUCAGAUAUCAAGCUCUUCUAUCACAUAUAGCACAUUUCAUGAACUUCAGAAUCUUCAAGUACUGGUGCUAAGCAACAAUAUUUUGAACAGCAUCCAUGGUAUCUGGUUCAAGAACAUGAAAUAUCUUAUUAGACUCAAUUUAAAUGGAAAUCAGCUUACUAGUAUAAUGGGUGAUAGCUUUAAGAUGGCAAACCUUGGCAAGCUCAGGAUCCUGGAUUUAUCAAACAAUUUCAUUAAUUCCAUUGAGAAAAGAACCUUCGAUGGUCUCAGCCAACUGAUGGAAAUAGACCUUUCUAGAAAUAGGCUAGCUGUUAUUCCUGACGCAUUCUCCCCACUCUCUGAAUUAAACCUUCUAAACUUGGACCAGAAUUGGUGGAAUUGCACAUGCCAACUUUAUGAUCUAGCAUCCUUUCUGAGGAAAUACACAAAUUCUUCGUCAAGGACACUCAGGAAUGCUGAUAACAUGAACUGCAGAGCUUCUGAAAACCCAUCAGUGAUCAAUCUGCUUGAACUCACAGAGGUCAACUGUAACUCUGCACUAAAACACCCUUCUGGUGUCAUUAAAACCAGGAGAAGGAACUAUGGGAGAGACAUUACACUGGAAUCAGAAGUGACACGUUUUGUAGAAGAUGUUUAA
Anolis sagrei ordinatus is the source of this 909-nucleotide messenger RNA. The record is from RefSeq and is a predicted model, not a curated record. Lineage: Eukaryota; Metazoa; Chordata; Lepidosauria; Squamata; Anolidae.